CUCAAAACCCCUGGCCGGGCGCCGCCGCCGUGAUUUGCGGCAGGAGCGAUGGGUCUGAGGCUGGGCGUGUGGCUGGGGCUGGCGGGGCUGCUGCUGCUGAGCGGCGGCGCCUUGGGGGCCUCUGCGCUGGGCCGGCCGGGGCAGCGCAUGGUGGGGGCGCCGGUGGAGGCCUCGCUGGAGGAGCCGGAGGUGAAGCAGGCGCUGCAGUUCGCCGUGCAGCGCUACAACCGCGGCACCAACGACGCCUUCCACAGCCGCGUGGCCGAAGUGCUCAGCGCCCACAAGCAGAUUGUUGCCGGAGUCAAGUACAUUUUCAACGUUAAAGUCGGGCGGACAAGAUGCAGAAAUUCUGAAGCAGUUGUUGAGGACUGUGAGUUCAUGGUGGAACCAGAUCAGGCAAAGCAAGCAACUUGCACCUUUGAGGUGUAUGUUGUUCCUUGGAUAAACAAAGUUGAUCUGGUGAAAAAUGACUGCCAGUGAACAUGCGGUGGCGUUCCUGCAGGGGUGCAGGCGGCUGAUCUGAAGGUCCUUUUCCUGUUCAGUAAGAGCAAUAAUCUCCAAGACUUCUUGCUGCCAACUUAAAAUUGCUUUCCUGUUUGUGCUGCGCAAGUAGAAUCCUCUAACCAUUCUUAAAAAAACAACAACCCAUAAUCCUGGUGUUCAUUCUUUACUGAAUUAUGUAACUAAUGUGUCCAGGCUUGGUUAGGAACAGAAAGUAACUAUACUACAUUUGCUUUGUCAAGGAAUGAAGUUUUAAAAAGAUCUGUAAUGUUCUGACAUUUGUUGCUCACAAUAAACUACUGCUAUUCAGCGCCA
Molecule: messenger RNA, 816 nt
Organism: Sphaerodactylus townsendi
Lineage: Eukaryota; Metazoa; Chordata; Lepidosauria; Squamata; Sphaerodactylidae
Product: cystatin-like
Exons: 3
Coding region: 49-480 (143 amino acids)
Molecular function (GO): cysteine-type endopeptidase inhibitor activity
Source: RefSeq, a predicted model, not a curated record